UGCCGGUCGUGUGUGAACGUCAUCGUGUCGUCGUCAUCCGUCUCUUAUUUAUUUAUUAUUUUUCGUUUCUCCAAAAAAAAAACAACAACCAAAAAAGUAAAAAAACAACAAACAAAAAAAAAAACCGGCUAAAUGGUUGGGCUCGCGUUUCAAAAAUAUUCCAAUAACAAAAAGAGGACCCAAUAAAGAAAGAACAACAAAAUUGCACAAAAACCAUUGAAGAAUUUGCAAAUUUACCAGAGUAACAAUUGGAAGCCUCUCUGUCGAAUUCCAAAAACCAAUGUUCUCCUCUUCUCCUCCUCUUUUUUAGUUCUUUUUCAUGUAACCACGACCGACGAGCAAAAAAAAACGUAACCCAAUCUAGAGCCCUUUUCUACUACCUUUAAUUAUAAAUUCACACAGCAGAUGCCGACGACAGUCUUCCCGUCGUCCUCCGUCGGCUCCUCGAAAGAAGACACACGCAGCUUAAAAAAAAAGUAGUUUAUCCAGUUUUUCUGUGUUGUUAUUUCGUUCGCCUUCCUCGACUAUCGUCUCAACUCAACUCCUCUCGUUGUCGUUUCGUUCUUCUUGUUGUUGUUGUUGGGUUUCUCCGUGUUCCUUUGGUUAUUUUUUUUUUACAAAUAUUUUCCCUCCUCUCGUUUUUCUGUUUUUUUCAAAAAAGUGAAGAAGUGAAAAAGGUGCUUCUACUCUGCCACCACGAACCACAAAUCCCGGGAUUCAACUUAAAAAUCCGUGGGGAGUAGUUUUUUCUCUCUCUCGAAACUAAAAAGUUGAUUCGAGUCUUUUUAAAUCUUCAAGUUAAUUUGGAAGGAAUAAAUCGUGAAUUCUUGUGUUUCUUAAAGAAACUUGGUGCUUCCCAUUUUCUUGUUUAUAAUGAGUUGAUAUUUGAUUUCGAGAGAACGUUGGGAAUUAGAAUAUAAUGCCAUUCGUUCAACGUGUUAUUCAACCAACUUAUUUGUCGCGCUGUUCUCAUGGCAGCAGCAAUCGCAUUCCUCCUGGUCCUGACCAUCAACAUCAUCGUCCAAGGACGACAACGGGUGCGGUCGUUGCACGCCAAUCCAAAUCUACUAUCCAAAACACUGCCACAACCAAUGCCAACUCUCCUCUUGUUGUUGCUACAAAAACAACAACAACAACAACACGAGUUCUUGUGCAUUCCAAUGCUGCUUUAGCAAGUGUUGAACCAUCUGUUAGCAACAAUGUUGUUGCAACACUUUACAAUCCAGAAGAUGAGGAAGAUGCUUCAUCUUGUUCACAUAGUCCACCAUCAUCUUCAUCCACGUCGAAUUGUUGUUGCAAUUGUUGUUGUAGUGGUGUUAAACAGCAUCAACAACAACAGAAGCAACAUUGUUGCAAGAAUAAUGUUGCUAGCAUUCAUAAUAAUAAUAAUAACAACAACAACAAUAAAAGUAAAGGUACUAUAAUUGGAAGCUGUUGCAAUGGCAAAACAAAUUCGUUAAGCAGCUUUAGUUAUUCCACUGCAGAUAUUGAUAUCGAAGUAGUUGACGAUGAAGUUGAUUCGUCGAGUGGACCAGUUCCAUCGACGACGACAAAUAUUGGCAACAAUCAGAGUCAUAGCCAGAGACUGAUAUCGAAAUGUCGAGGAACUGGAAUUGGAGUUUCAUUGGAGGAGGAACAACAGCGACUUAAAGCAAGUCGAUGUGGUGAAAGAGAAGAAUAUGAAAAGAACGAUGAGGAGGAAUUCCUUACAAGUAGAAGAAGCCACAAGAGAUCCGGUUAUGAUGAUGAUGGUGGCAUUGAUUGUUAUUCCUCAUGCAAUGGCAAAGGGAGUAAAGUUGAUGGAAUCUAUAACCAUCAUGACCACGAAGACGAUGUUGAUGAUGAAGAAGAUGAAGAUGAUGUGGAUGCUUUAGCUGCUUCUGAUGAAGAUGAUGUUGCUGUUCCUUCAUCGACUAUAAAUCAACAACAACCAUCACAGCCAAUGAUAGUAACUGGCUAUGAAUUGGAAUCAAUCAGUAAUAUAACUUUAAGCAAUGCAUUAAGGCAAUUGGCUUCUUUAGUUAUUAUUGCUAGCGAUAUAUUUCAUAAUCUCAAUAAGGAGCUACAGAAUGUUGGCGAUAAAACGAGAAGUAUUAAAACUAAGAUUGACUUGUUGGACAAAAAAGUCAGUGGUUUUGAUCCUAAAUUGGUCACAGUUCCUGAGAGUGACCUGGGAACAUUCGCGCAACGUAAAACUCAUUACCAUUGCGACAAGUCAUUCCAUAAAGAGCUCUUUACCAGCGAAACUCGUCCUACCAGCGUUAAAGUGCUAUACGAGGAAGCAGCUAAGAUCUCACAAGAGUGCCGGUUACAGGCGUCUCGAAAUGACACCACAACGGCAGCAGGAGCAGCAGCAGCGGCGGCGGCGGCGUUGGACAACAACUGCACAGGUGCGCUCGACGAACUGGUUUGUACGCCUGUUUUUGGAAAGGCUAAUCGCAAGAUGAGAACUAGAAUUGAUGCUGAAAUUGAAAUAAGAUUGCCGGCUGGUAUUGAAGACCUUCGAAAAUGGACAUCGUCCGAGGCCCUUGGCGAUGUAACAGUAACUCCCGAUUGUAUGAAUCGUGUUGAUGCAUCAAUAAGUACAUCGAUGGUAAUUGGUGAUAAUGGAGUACUAACGCCAGCCCUAUCUCCGUCCGUGUUAUCAGCUGAUGCUGUUGACGCCAUUUAUUCCAUUAAUAAUAGUAAUGAUAAUUUGCAUAAUAUUCCUAAUGACAUAAACAAAGAUGUGCCUUUAAACCAUCGACUGCCUUCCCCGGAGGAACAAUGUAAAUUGUUAGCUUUAAGAUAUCCUGCCGAAGUAAUCUCAGUGGACACAUCUGGAAAACGUUUUGAACGCAUGUGCCUGGCCAGAAAAUCAACGACAGGUUGUGCCCUUGGCAUGUCCGAGAGUAAUAAUUUGAACGAUGACGUGCAAACGGUCAGUCGUCGUUCGAGAUCACGUAAAGUUCGUGGCAAACGAAGGAAUACAAUUGCAGGAAUUGAUCAGAAAGAGAUUCAGGAUGCAGCUAAUGGGACGGAUACCCAUGAUAGUAGCGGUAAGAAUAAUUUAGCAGAAUCUACAACAACUCCAAGUGACACCGUCAAUCCAAAUGAAGGUUAUAAUAUUACCACAAAUGACAAUGAAAAAAACAAAUUUGGUCGAAGCAAAUCGAGCGAUAUCUUAAAAAAAGAAUCUGUUGCCUUGCCAUAUGACAAAGGCAAAAGCACUCUGACACGUUUGAAUUCCCUCAAACAAUGGGGUCGUAAUCGUUUUAAAUUUAUAACACCCAAUAGCGGUAGUAGUAAGUCAUCGUCAUCAGGACAUCAAACUAAUACCAAUAAAUCAUCGCCUCCAAAAUCAGGUUCAAGUCAAACCACCACCACCGCCGAAAUUGACAUCGAUGAUGAAUGCAUUGUUCACGAACUAACAAGCAAAAAGAAUGAACUUUUCGAAAAGGAUAGCAGAUUUUCGCACGAACGAAAACCUUCUUAUUCCUCCUCAGAGAAGAGCGUUUCAUUGGCCAGUAAUAAUGGCAAAAUGUCGCAAAAUGGGGUUGCACAAAAACUAAUUGCACUCGGCAGCAGCGGCAAUGUCAAACUACGCGAUACCUCGUCCUUGAAUCGUCAACGACGCAACGGUAUCAAUAACAAUGGCCAUAACAAAGAUGAACCACAUUCAUCCAGUGGCAAUUGGAGUGCCAGUUCCGAAUCAGGUCGUACAUCAAUUGGUAGCGAAAUAACCAUACAACCUAAAUCAAGUGCCUCCAAUACAUCUUUAAAUGUAAGUAGUUUCCAUCCUGGCAGUGGUCCACCAAGUUCAAUAAUAAGCCGACGACGAUUUUUAAACACAUCGGCAUCGAGCAGUGUAACGAGUGAAGGUACUGCCACCCCAGACUUGCAGGUAAAUGACGACGACGAGACUAGCUCAGCAUACUCCUGCGACACUGAAGGCUAUUACACCUCCUUCCACAUGGAUUCCGGUCUGCGAACAUUGAAAGAAGAGGAACCAAUGUCGCCAUUGCAGACAAGUUCAACCCAUCCCAGUAAUUAUUCUUUUGGCAGUGUAUCAAAUCAAACCGUUCUAACUGCUGAAAAUGAAUACGAACUCUUUGGCAGAGGUUCAACAUCCACAACGACCAGUUCAGCUGGCACCGUCUGUACCACUCUCCUGGUCAACGACCAUGGACCAGAUGUACCCGAACGCAUUAGUUCUCUUUCGAAAUUGAACAAUAGUGCUAGUACAAGUACACUCGAAAGGAGUUACUCAAGCAGCACUGUGGGAAGUACAUUAGAACGAACUGGUACAAUCAAAAGAAAUGUCUUGGCAGUGGUUGCAAAAGAGGUUGCGGAAGAAAAACACAACAACACUGACUCUUCGCCGGCAAGUCAAGAAAGUGAUUUUACCUUUGAACAGCGCAUUGCCGAACGUUCUGCACAACCUUUACCCCUGCCACAACAAUGUUCUGAAGUUGAAUACUCUGAGAGUUCAGAUUUGGAAGGUGUGGAACGUAUUGAAAGAAUCAAACAAAAGACUGCCAUGACUGCCAAACGUAUACCAUCAAUGUGUAUAAUCACACCAUCUACAAGUGAUGAUGAAAAUAUCAAAGAAACAACACCAUCCACCGUUAAUAAUUAUGCAACCCCAUAUGCUACAAUUGAUAUGAUAGAUUCCACAUCAUCAAAAAAAGAUCACAAUCUAAACCACUUGAAACGUACUCUUCAAUAUCCACUUCAUAAUAUGCUUGAUAAAUUAAAAGUUGUCCUUCCAAAUAAUAAAAGAAAAUCCCCUAUAAAACUGCAAGAACAGGACGAUGCUAAUAUUUAUGAUGCGGCAGGUGAAUAUGUUACUAUUGCCGACAUAAGCAAUAACAAUAAUAACAAAAAAACAGGAGGUAAUCUUGGAAUUUACUAUUCCAAUGACAUAGUUCGUCGCAAUUUAGAUCCCACAACUUUGCCUUCUUCUUCCUCGGGAAUUCUUCCCGGUAGUGAAUUCCAAAAGAAAGAAUAUAUAUCACUGAAUGAAUUGCCAUGCAAUAUUCGCCGCAAUUCGCAGACGAAAGGCAAUAACAUACUAGCGCAUCCUUUUGCACUUUAUACCGCCGCCGACGAUGAUGAUGAUGUUGAUGAUGAAAAAAUCAAUAGUCAGUUGUCGUGCGCAGCAUCAGGAAAUGACGACACAAAUCAAGUAUCAUCCCCAAGUAGAAGUAGCAGCAGUAGCAAAAGAGUAAAAGAGGAUGAAAUAAUAACAUCACCAUCCACAUCGUCGGCGGUAAUAUCAGCAACGGCGAAUAAGGUUGGUGGUGCGCGUGUCAAAAUGAAUUCGCAGGGGAAAGCAAUUUACGAUUCAGAUAGUUUGAAACGUCGCAAAGGAGCGCAUACAACAUUCGCACCUGGACCGUACGUAAAAGAAACCGAAAGUGCUCUAUCGUCCUUUAACAAUCCAAACCAAGACCAACAGCAUCAUCGCCAUCUACAUCAUCAGAUCAUUAGAAAUAGUAACGACGACGUUGACGCUCCUCCACCCAGUGAAAGUUUGAUUAUUACAAAAACUAAUAAUAUCAAUGGCGGUUUUGUCAAUAGAAAAGUGCCAAAUGUGCGACCAAUAAUAAGUUCCACAUCGCAGCAUCGACCACCGUUAAUAGUUAAUAUGACGACAAAGUGUCUAGAUAGACCACCGCCUCCAUUACCCCAAACAAUGGCAACUAUAAUGGCUCCAAUGCCAUCAUCAUUAUCUUCCACUUCAUCAUCAUCAACUUUAACGUCAUCUUCAAAUUCGUCAUCGACAUCAACAUCUUCGACAGCAUCAACCAGUACAGUAUUAGAUGAAGGUUAUCAUCGUUUCUCUAAAAUCGGAACACCAUUGACAACAGAGAAUCCAACAUCAACAACAACUCAUAAUCCUUCAAUGGAUAACGGUAUUGCAUUCAAUCGUAAUGCACCAGUUUAUUGGACAUUACAAAACCGUCGUCAAAGUAAGCCAUCACCAACAACUGCUGGAACCUGCAGAGAUGACUUAUAUGCGGUUCCAAUAAGUCGGGCUAACAGAAAUGCCGCCUUAACCAAAAGCAAUGCUGAACUCCAACGCAGCACCAAUAUAUCACCAAUUGUACCAAGAAACAAGAGCAAUUUCUUUACAUCGACACCAACAAAGUCUUAUCAAAAUGCCGAGACUAUACCCACUGCCGAGAAUACACCAGCAAUGCAGCCCAGUUCUCGAUCGUUUCAGAAAGGCGAUGAAAAUAACCCAGAACGCUUGAAUACAUGCUCAGACCGUAUUGGUAAUAGCAAGACCACACUGAUGGACUUCAAGAAACUUCUUCUGGCCAAGUCAGUCAAGAAUACCCCAGUGAAGAAGCUAUCAGCUGUGGAAUUGUUGAAGAUGAAUAAGCGUGAAGCUGAAAAAGCCGAAGCUGCGGCAGCAGCUAAAGAUAAUAAAGCUUCUUCCACACAAUCUCUUAACUCAACUAUGACUUUGUUAGAUUUAAGUGGUUCUCCGAAAACUUUUGCCAAUCGCCGAAUGUUACGCCAGGGACAAUUUGGUUCACCUUCUAAAUCCUUCGCACCGAAACAGCGUUCGGCUCAAUGGCGAAUGAAUUCGAUGCGAACUGAUGUCAUAUCAACGACCAUUCCAGAGGCCAAUAGCGAAGAAGACCAUUCAAAUUCUAGCGGUGGCUCGAAUCACAGUGGUUCGAAACCUAGCUCAGAAGCUGGGGAUUCGAUUUAUGACCGUAAUGAACUCAUAUCAGAGGAGAAGAUGGAUCUUAAAAAGAACAUCUUUUUACAAACCGAAGAGAAUAACUUUAUGAAAGGUGAAUUAAAGAUUCCCUUUGGUAGAACCACACCACAAAUUGUUGGAAAAUACGUUAAGAAUGCACCGCAAUUGGUUGGCAAUAAACCAUUAGGAGUUUCUCCAUCUCCCAAUUAUACAAUUUCAUCCUUAUCUCCAGCCACCAACGCCGCCCAUACUGCCAAUCGAAAUUACAAUGCAAGUGAAUUGAUUUUAAAAAGCAAUAAUACAAAUGCUGCAUCACAAAAUAUUCAAAUUAUUGCAGCUAGUAUGAAUAAAGAAGCAACAACAACAACAAUUUCUCCAGCUUUGGAAACGGCUCUUUAAAAAAAAAAUUUUUUAAUUGUUUUUAAUAUAUUUAAAAUACGUAUAUAAUUAUGUAAUAAUACUAAUUUAUAUGUUAAAGUUUGCAUUUCUUAUUUUAUUUUUUAUUAUUAUUUUUGAAUUCAUUAUUUAUAUAUAAAAAUAGUACGUGUGUAACUUAGUUUAAAUUUAAUUAUUAAGUUUUUUAUAUAAAAUGCAACAAA
Episyrphus balteatus (marmalade hoverfly) is the source of this 7296-nucleotide messenger RNA. RefSeq names its product serine-rich adhesin for platelets (gene gukh). Gene Ontology annotation, biological process: actin cytoskeleton organization. NCBI's taxonomy places the organism in Eukaryota, Metazoa, Arthropoda, Insecta, Diptera, Syrphidae. The coding region runs from base 920 to 7096 and encodes 2058 amino acids. Gene Ontology annotation, molecular function: protein kinase A regulatory subunit binding. The record is from RefSeq and is a predicted model, not a curated record. The transcript is spliced from 7 exons. Gene Ontology annotation, cellular component: cytoskeleton.